GCCGUCAUGUCGGAAGUCACGUGGUUCGGGACAGUGGUAGCCCUUCUGGCUGGAUUCCUGUCCUUGCCUAUCGUCCAGGCCCAGUAUGUACAGCUAUAUGGUGAUGGGCCAGAGCCGUACCAAAGGAGCCUGCAGCGAAGCCUUCCUUCUAUGACUGGAGUAGAACUGGCAAACUUGCUGCAGAGGUUGCUGCGAGACGCCGCGUUGCUACGCAAACGCUCGACCGAGAGCAGUGACGGACAGCCCGGUGCAAUCCCUCCUGGCUUCGUCGGUGCUCGUGGCAGGCGUCACGACGUGAUUCUCGAGCAACCACCGGGAUUCGUGGGUGCUCGGGGCAAACGUGGCUCGUCGGUGCCGCUAUUUCUUGCCAGCCUGGCCGAAGCUGGAGCCGACUCGUCCAGGUCUCAAAUUGACAGGCCACUUGGUUCGCAGUAAACGCCGACUCCAUGAAUGCGAAAAAAAGAACGAAUGAAUGGCACGACGUGCCAUCACCAUGCACUAUUCGUGCAGACAUAAGAAAUAAAAUGGGAAUAUGAAUAAAUACUGGAAAUAAAA
Messenger RNA from Rhipicephalus microplus (southern cattle tick), 555 nucleotides. RefSeq lists its product as uncharacterized. The record is from RefSeq and is a predicted model, not a curated record. Lineage: Eukaryota; Metazoa; Arthropoda; Arachnida; Ixodida; Ixodidae.